UGGUAUCAGCAAAGUAUCGCCGGCAUAGACCACAGAGACUGGAAGAGUAGCUGCAUCAUGGAACCUGCCGGACUUGACCUGGACGACCUCGCUCAAGAUGUCGAUUUCUCCAUGGGAGAAGGCUUCGAGAGGCAGAGAGCCGAAGCUGCGGCCGUCCUGCAAGAGCUGGAUAGGAGGAGGGAGGCUCGGACGAUGGCCGUGCCGACGGAUACGGAGCAGGUCAAGGCGAGGUUGAGAGAGCUAGGAGAGCCUGCGACACUGUUUGCUGAAGGGCCGGGAGAUCGACGAGAGCGUUUAAAGUACGUUCUCGGACAAAUUCGACAAGCUAGAGGAGAAGGAGAUAUGGAGGUGGAGCAGCCAAGCGACGAUUCGUCAGACUCGGAAGAGGAGGAGAAAGAGGAAGAAUUCUACACGCCAGGUUCAGAGGAGCUGCUUCUAGCUCGAAGAAAGAUUGCAGACUUUUCGUUGAGGCGCGCUCGAAAACGUAUAGCGAGGCAGAAGGAGGAGGCCAAGUUGCCCCUGAGCAAGGUGAUCGAUACGAGGAAACAAAGCUACAGCCAGAUCAAAAAAUUCAGCCAACUCGGUUCUCAGAUCGGGGAUGACCGACCCGUCUCGCUCGUCCGCUUCUCUCCCAAUUCGAAACUCCUCUUGACCGGUUCCUGGACCGGGAACGCAAGGGUAUGGGACAUACCAAGCUGUAACCUGAAGACCACCUAUAGAGGUCAUGGAGAUAGGGUCGGAGGGGUGGCAUGGCAUCCCCAGGCGACAAUUGGCCAAAGCGAGGACGCUGUCAACUUCGUGACGGGUGCAGCGGACGGGCUGGUCAAGCUGUGGUCGCUAGGAAGCGAACGGUCCAUGGCGACACUGCAAGGACACGAAGCGAGGGUCGGUCGGGUCGCUUUCCACCCGUCGGGAAACUAUGUCGGAUCGGCAUCAUACGACGGGACAUGGCGUUUGUGGGAUGUGGAAAAGCAAAAAGAGCUAUUGGUUCAGGAGGGGCACUCGAGAGAGGUUUUCGCGCUCGCUUUCCAGGACGAUGGUUCUUUAGCGGCUUCAGGAGGCUGGGAUGCUAUCGGUCGAGUGUGGGACCUGCGAACGGGUCGUACGGCAAUGGUACUGGACGGUCACGUGCGAGAGAUUCUGGCUCUGGACUUUGCACCAAAUGGCUACCAAAUCGCCGCCGGUUCCGGUGACGAUUCGAUCCGAAUAUGGGAUAUCCGUGCGCUCAAGGUCGCAUAUACCGUCCCGGCUCACAAGUCGUCGGUAUCGGACGUGCGAUUCUUCCGAUCGGCCGACGAGGCUUCUCUGAUCAGCGCCGAGGACGUCUCCAACGCUGCCAAACAGGGCGAGAUGGACGUGGAUGUGAGCGGGGACAACGAGGACAAGCCGAAACCGGAAACCACCAUGUCACGUAGCGGUCUCUUCCUGGCGUCAUCUGGAUUCGAUCACACCGUCAAGGUUUGGAGCGCGGAUGAUUGGCAGUUGUUGACAUCGCUCAAGACCGACGAGGGCAAGGUCAUGAGCGUCGAUGUCUCAGGGGACGGCAAAACGAUCGCCUCCGGAUCGUAUUCGCGCUCGUUCCACUUGUUUAUGGAUGUAGAUUCGUUUUAGGCCGACAUCAUGGUAUAACAUUAUGCCACGCAUUGU
Filobasidium floriforme is the source of this 1647-nucleotide messenger RNA. Its product is annotated as putative U4/U6 small nuclear ribonucleoprotein Prp4. Gene Ontology annotation, biological process: mRNA splicing, via spliceosome. Gene Ontology annotation, cellular component: U4/U6 x U5 tri-snRNP complex. Gene Ontology annotation, molecular function: U4 snRNA binding; protein binding; U6 snRNA binding. The record is from RefSeq and is a predicted model, not a curated record. The transcript is spliced from 10 exons. The coding region runs from base 58 to 1611 and encodes 517 amino acids. NCBI's taxonomy places the organism in Eukaryota, Fungi, Basidiomycota, Tremellomycetes, Filobasidiales, Filobasidiaceae.